This is a messenger RNA of Plasmodium yoelii, 4356 nucleotides long. Its product is annotated as conserved Plasmodium protein, unknown function. The coding region runs from base 1 to 4356 and encodes 1451 amino acids. The transcript has 7 exons. Gene Ontology annotation, molecular function: DNA binding. Lineage: Eukaryota; Apicomplexa; Aconoidasida; Haemosporida; Plasmodiidae. The record is from RefSeq and is a predicted model, not a curated record.
AUGAAUGAUGACCAAGAAUCCGAUCUUAAACUCGAUCAAUCGGUUACUAGCAAUGGAUUGUUUACCGUUAUAGAACGGAAACCUCUUUCAUCAUUAGAAAAUAACGAAAGUUUUAAUGGAAAUAAUUAUGGUGACCCUCUAAGCAAUUCAAUAGAGGGUUUAUUAAAAAAGAAAGAAGUAGAAAAUAAUUCAUAUAAUGAUAAUAUUUGUGAAAUAUAUAGAUUAAAUAGUUCUCAAUUUUUAAACGAUAAUUGUGAAAAUACAAUUAGUAGAAUAAGUUAUGUAGAUGAUGAUGUAUCAUCAUUUUAUGAUUCUGAAAAAGAAAAUGAACUUUAUUUUGAUAAUGAUAUAUCUACUUUAGGAUCAUGUUAUUCUGCUUCUAGCCCAUUCAAAUCAAGGAAUAAAAAAAGCAGAAAUAGUUAUGUAAGAAACACAAGACACAGUAAUAGUUAUGAUAAUACAUAUAAUUUAUAUAAGGAAAAAGAUUCUAAAAAUAAUGAUUAUGAAGAAGAUGAUGAUGAUGAUAAAAAUAACAAAUAUAGACGAAAAAAAGAUAGAGAUUACAUUUUAAAUUAUUAUAAAAAAGAUGAAAAAGAUGAAAGACAUACAUAUAAUGAUCGAUUAAAUGAUAACAGAUUUAAUGAAGAAUUAAUAGAUUCCAAAAAUAAUAAUGAUGAAAAAGCAAUUCGAAUAAAUAAAAAUAUAUAUAGAAUUGUUAAUUUAAAUAAAACAGAUAGUAUUAAUAAAGAAAAUUUUAUAAAAAGAAUAACAAAAAUAAGAAAAAGUAUGAUUAGAAAUACGGGAUAUGAUGAUAAUAAAAUUAAACGAAGAGAAAACGGAAAUUCUAACAACCCUGAUUCAAAAGAGUUAAAAGAGUUAGACGAAUUAAAAGAUGUAGAUGAAAAUGAUUAUAUAAAGGGUUUGUCUAAAAUUUAUUUUAAUAAUGAGUCAGGAAAUUAUGCAAAUCAUGCAAAUCAUGCAAAUUAUAAUAGAUUUAGUGAAGGCCAUUUUUUAAAAAAAUAUAAAAAUAUUUCUCGAUAUAAUAGUGAUAAACGAGUUGGAUAUAAAGAAUCUGAUAGAGAUCGAGAACAUUUUAUUUAUUCUAAUAAUGAUAGAAAUUGUGAAGAUUUUGAAAAUGAUUCGGAUCAUAACUAUCUUAAUUCAGAAUAUAAAAAUAAAAAUAAAAAUAAAUUUUAUAAUCAUCCACACAAUAAUAAUGAACAAAAUGGACAAAAUGGGCAAAACGAACAAAAUAAUGAUUAUAAUAAAUAUAUAUAUCAUGAAUACAAUAAUCGAGGUAAUGAUAUAAAUGAAAAUAUACAAUAUGAUAAAAAUAUUAACAGAAAUAUUUAUAGAAAAAAUGUAUUACCACAAAAAUGUGAAAAAUAUGAAAAAUAUGGACAGUACGAAAGAUAUGACGAACCUGACCAUUAUGCAGGUGCCAAAAUAAAACACUACAAUAAAAAUAGUCCAAGUAUAAAUGGAAAUGAUUGUAAGGAUAGUUAUAUGUAUAGAGAUGAAAAGUAUAGAGAUGAAAAUGGUAGAGAUGAAAAUGGUAGAGGUGAAAAUGGUAGAGGUGAAAAUGGUAGAGAUGAAAAGAGUAGAUAUAAAAAGGGAAGCCAUAUUGAAUAUGGGGGAGAAAAGUAUGGAAGUGGAGGUGAUAAAAUUUAUUUUAAUAGAAACAGUAAAGAAUAUUAUUAUAUAAAUGAAAGAGAAAAUGAUUCGUAUAGAUAUGAAAGAGGUAAUAAAAAUUAUGAUGAAUAUAAAAAUAAUUAUUAUAAAAAUUAUUCUAAUCAUAAUUCCAAAAAAAUGUAUAAUAAUAUGGAAUAUGAAUAUGAUGAAAAUGAAAAUGAAAAUGAAAAUAUGUAUGAAAGAGGAACACGAGGAAAGAGAUUCGAUUAUGAUCAAAACAAUAAUAUCGAAGAUGGUAACUAUAAUCAACAAUUUCGAACAAGUUUAAAAAGCAAGGAAUGUAAUGAUAAUAUGUAUAGAAACAAUAGUUACAAUAAUGAGAACGAUCAAAAUGAUCCAAGUGAAUUUUAUUAUCAUAAUCGAAAUUCAGAAAUGGAACAUGGAAAUAAUUUAUAUAAAGACAAUAUACAUAAUUAUCAGUAUGAUGAUAAAAUUAUAAAUGAAAACAAAAGAAUCGAUAAUAAUGAUGAUAAUAUUUGUAGUGACAUGGAAAAAGGAUAUAGAUAUUCGAACGAUAAUAAAAUGAAAGAAGAAAAACAAGCUCCAUCAUUUUUUAAUAAUUCCUAUAAUUUAAAUGAUAAGACACAAUUAAAUAAUGAAAAUCAACAAAAUGGCCACCCACCGAAUAAUAUAAGUCAACAAAAUGGAGAUGUUAUUUCUACUAUACCUUUGCCAACUGCUCAUUUAUCAACGACCCCUUUGCCAACGACCCCUUUGCCAACGACCCCUUUGCCAACUGCCCCUUUGUCAACGACACCUUUACCAACUGUUCCCAUGUCUAUUCCAACUAUCCCCACUGUUGGGUCGGUUCCACUCGCUACCAUUCCAGUACAGGGUGCAGUACAGGGUGUAGUACCGAGUGUAGUACCGGGUGUAGUACCUGGUGUAGUACCUGGUGCAGUACCGAGUGUAGUACCGAGUGCAAUACCAAGUGUAGUACCGAGUGCAGUACCUGGUGCAGUACCUAGUGCAGUACCUAGUGCAGUACCUAGUGCAGUACCUGGUGCAGUAGCGAUGCAGGGAAUUCCAUUGUCUAGUCAAUUGCCGAUAAAUAGUGGUCUUUCAAUACCUGGGCAAAUUCCUAUAAACCCAACGGAGAUUCAAAGUGGAGACCAACAAUCUCAGCUUAGUCAAGUAAAUCCUGAACAACCAGUAAAACGAAAAAGAGGACGUCCAAAAUUAAAAAAAACACCUGAUGAAGUACAACAAAAUGAAAAUCAAAACAAUAUAACAUCUUAUCAAAUGGGAAAUAUAAAUAAUGCAAACAACAAUUUAAUUAAUGAUAUGAAACAUCCUAUGUAUGUAACAACUUGCAAUAAUAAUAAUAAUACUGCUACUACAAAUAAUAAUAAUAAUAAUUUAAAUCCAGUUAUAAAUACAGGAUAUAAUAAUCAUCUUGGACAUACGAUAACUAACCAUUUAACUAUUCCUAUAGAACAACAAAUACAACAAGCAGUUCUAAACCAAACCCAACAAGCAGUCCUAAAUCAAACCCAACAAGCAGUCAUAAAUCAAACACAUAGUCAAUUAUUAAAUUAUCAAAUAAAUAAUUCUGGGCAUCCAUUAAGUGGGCAAAUACCAGAAUCAAUAGCUCAUCAAUUAAGUCAACCAAUUGGGCCAUCAUUAGUUCAUCCAUUAGUUUCACAAAUAGAUCAACAUACAAAUAACCAAAUAAAUAAUAAUAUGAAUCAGCAAGUAUCACAUCCUCUUAUACAACCUAUUAAUCACACAAUGAAUAUGAAUGUAAAUCAAAAAUAUAAUCAUCAUAUGUAUGGAAAUAGUAAUAUUAGCAAUCCGAUGAAUCAUGGAAUGUAUAUGUUACCAAAUAUUGUAAAUAAUAACAGUUUAAAUAAUAACAGUUUAAAUAAUAACAAUCUAAAUAAUAACAGUUUUAAUCAUAAUAAUAAUUAUAACAUGAAUGAAGAUCAAAUUGGACAAAUGUAUAACAACAGUUUUGAUAAAGAAAAUGGAAAUAUUUUAGAUCCUAAUAUGUAUUAUAGAAAUUUAGAACAAAAUAAACAAAAUAAUGAUCAUAAUUUGUGUGAAGAAGAUAGAGAUGAAAAUGAAUUUGCAAAAAAUAAUAUAAAAUAUGCUCGAUCAACAGUUAGCGAAUCUGAUGAUAAACAUUCUGAUAAAGAAAAUAAAAAGAUUCACAAAAGACGUGGAAGACCAAGAAAAUCAGAUGUAGAAUCUCAAGAGGAUUAUAAAAAUGGAAAAAAUAAUUUUGGUGAUGAAUAUAAUAAUAAGACUGAUCGAAAUAAUGAUAAUGCACAAACUGAAUCUCGAGAAGAAUCUGGCUAUUCAACUUUUGUUGAUGAAAAUAAUAAAACUAUUUCUUAUCGCGUGGCUUACCAUCCAGCAGAUGCUGUGUGGGAGAAAAUUUCCGGAGUCAAGUUCGGUCCAAUGAUAUUAACAUCACAGAGCAGAACAACAAAUGUCAUUUUAUCCAAAAAACGGUCAAUUGAAUUGGGAAACAUUUUGCAUAACCUUAUAUAUGGAUACAUAUACAAAGGUGACAAUGUGAGACUAACAAUAGGAAAAGAAUCAAAAAACGUUCAAAGUGGAUCUUCAUUUUUUUUACCUAGUUAUAAUGAUUGUAGUAUUCACAAUGAUGACGAAAUGGGAUCCGCCAAAAUCUUUUUAUGUUUUGUCUAUCUAAAUUAA